Molecule: messenger RNA, 213 nt
Organism: Candidula unifasciata
Lineage: Eukaryota; Metazoa; Mollusca; Gastropoda; Stylommatophora; Geomitridae
Source: the annotation of a GenBank genome assembly
AAAGCUGACAGCAACGACAUGACAAAGGGACUAGCAGCAGGUUUCGGUGCCUUCAUAGGCAUGAUCGUGGUGAUAUUCAUCUUGUGGUGUUGCUGUUGUGUUGGUGAUGAUUCUUCUGACUCUUGCUGUUUGAAAAAGACGGUUGGCAGCGACAAAUGUAAAGUAGCACCGUCCCCUCCGCAGUCUGCAGCACCCAGAUCUCGUGCUUGCUGA